AUGGCAGAAGGAAAUUAUUCCACCAUCCAAGAGUUCAUCCUCAGUGGAAUAACAGAGAUGUCUGGGCUUCAGUUGCCCCUGUUCUUUUUCUUCUUAGGAAUCUAUGUAGUAACAGUCCUAGGAAACCUGGGCAUGGUUGUGCUAAUCCUGCUCAGCUCCCACCUGCGCACCCCCAUGUACUUCUUCCUCAGUCAUCUGUCUUUUGUUGACCUCUGCCAGUCCAGUGUCAUCACACCCAAGAUGCUGGAGAACUUUGUCACGGACAAGAGCGUCAUCUCUUAUGCUGGGUGCAUGGCUCAGUUUUACCUCUUUGAUGUUUUUGCUGUUUCAGAGUGUCACAUGCUGGCUGCCAUGGCUUAUGAUCGCUAUGUUGCCAUCUGCAACCCCUUGCUGUACAAUGUUACCAUGUCCCACAAAGUGUGUUCCUGGAUGGUCCUGGGGGUGUAUAGUGUAGGCUUAGCUUGUGCCACAGGUGAAACAGUCUGUCUGCUUAGACUGCUUUUCUGCAAAGCUAAUGAUAUAAAUCACUACUUCUGUGAUCUUUUACCACUCCUGGAACUAUCCUGCUCCAGUACGUUUAUCAAUGAAAUACUAGGUCUGUCCUUGAGCUCAUUUAAUAUUAUUUUCCCAGCUCUGAGCAUUCUCAUCUCCUACUUCUUCAUCAUUGCCAGCAUCCUAGGUAUUCCUUCUACUGAGGGCAGGUCCAAAGCCUUCAGUACUUGCAGUUCCCACAUCUUGGCUGUUGCUCUCUUCUUUGGAUCUUUAGCCUUCAUGUACCUUCAGCCGUCAUCAGCAAGCUCCAUGGACCAAGGUAAAGUGUCAUCUAUAUUGUAUACCAUCAUUGUACCCAUGCUGAACCCACUGAUCUACAGUCUGAGGAAUAAAGAUGUCAAAGUUGCCCUGUGUAAGUUUGUACAAAGGCGACAAUUCCUGUGA
Molecule: messenger RNA, 936 nt
Organism: Mesocricetus auratus (golden hamster)
Lineage: Eukaryota; Metazoa; Chordata; Mammalia; Rodentia; Cricetidae
Product: olfactory receptor 150-like
Exons: 1
Coding region: 1-936 (311 amino acids)
Biological process (GO): sensory perception of smell; G protein-coupled receptor signaling pathway
Cellular component (GO): membrane
Molecular function (GO): odorant binding; G protein-coupled receptor activity; olfactory receptor activity
Source: RefSeq, a predicted model, not a curated record